Messenger RNA from Tetrahymena thermophila SB210, 1191 nucleotides. RefSeq names its product divergent AAA domain protein. Lineage: Eukaryota; Ciliophora; Oligohymenophorea; Hymenostomatida; Tetrahymenidae. The record is from RefSeq and is a predicted model, not a curated record. The transcript has a single exon.
UAUAAGUAAAUAAAUUAUUCAUUUAAAUAUAUGGAGAGAAAAGAGAGCUUUUAAAAUUUUUAAUAAAAAUAAAAAAAUAAAAUACCCUUUGUUGUUUGCAAUGAGAAAUAAUCUAGUUAUAUUAUUGGAUAGACAAUUAGUUGCUCAGAAAAUAGUCGGCUUGAGUUCAAGAAUUACUAGUGGCCUUUUACAAGUAGCAGAAAUAAAGACUUGGAGUUGAUUUUACUUAAAACUAUUUGUAGCUUUCUUAAUAGAGAGGGAGGUACAAUACUUAUUGGAGUUACUGAUCAAAAGAAAGUUGAAGGAGUUUAAAUUGAGAACGUAGAUGAUGUAAAAAAAUAUUUCGAUUCCUUAAAGGAAAAGUUCUAUCCUAAACCUUAAGGCCUCAUAAAAACAGUAGAAAUACCAAUCAGAAAGUUUAUAGAUGAAGAACAGUAUUUUUGGAUUCCAAAUACUUAUGUUAUUAGAAUUGAAGUUAAGUAAGGAAAGUUAGAUAGAUUUUAUACAUUCAAAACUGCUUCGUAAAUGUUUUCUGCAUUUAGAGAAGAUGCAAGUGCUAUUUUAAUUAAAGAUAUAGAUGAAAUAUAAGAAUAAAUAUACAUUAAAAGCUAACAUCCAGUCGACCCAUCUAAAUAAAUUGUAUACGAGGAACCUGAUUAAGAGGGACUUUAAGAAAGUUAUGAUGCCUAAAAGUCUAAGGUUUAUGAAAAUAAAGGAAAUUAUAUUGCAUUCACUAAUUUAUACAAAAACUACUUCAAGAAUUUCAUAAAAUUUUUAGAUAAAAAGUUAAAAGAAAGAAAAAUUUAUAAUGUAGAAUUUUUCGAAAUAUCUGAUUAUGCAUUAUUUAUUAGCCAUUAAAAAAUGAUGAAGCUUUAUAAUUAAAUAGAAGAUAUAGUUAAUGAGUAUUAUGAAGAGAUAAAAUAAGUCACUAUUAGUUUUUAAGAUUUGUAGUUUGGUUUUCCUAAAAAGUCUUUAACUAUAAAAGUCUACACUGAUGAAGAAUAAGAAAUGGUUUUAGAAAUUAUUUAAUAAAUAAAAUGUUAAUUUAAAAUAAAAGAAUUUAAUGGAUAUAAUGAAAUCUUUCUAUUUAACAUUUAAUCUUUUGAGGAUUUAGUCACUAUUUAUUAAUAUUUCAAAGAUAUUUCUUUAAAAGUAUACAUUACUCUCACAAAACCUGAUAAAAAAUAGUGA